AAUCACAGAACUCUUCAGCUGUUCCUCUCUAACUUGUUGUUUCCGUUUACGAUGACCCUUGGUCCAUGGUCGUCGUCAGUGUCUCGCCUCGUUACGCGUAAGGGCACCUGUAUAUUAGGAUCCGUGUCGCAACGUGCUCACCGGCCAAUAACGCGUACAUACUCCGACACAGGACCCGUCCCCCCGCAACCUCGACCGUACCAGUUACAUUUUGGCGCCAGCUGGGCAGCGAAGCCCCCAGAUCCAUUGCGCAUUCAUGUACCGUUCCCGUCAGAUACUGCGGUAGGGAGCUGGCGAGAUGGAAUGCUUCGAAGAUGGAAACAUGUGAUGAGCAAAGAUGCAGGAGAAGACUUUUUCUUCGUGACAGAGAUGCAAAAUAAUUCGGGAGUGUCAUUUGGUGUUGCUGACGGCGUGGGUGGAUGGGUUGACUCAGGCGUUGACCCGUCACUUUUUGCACAAACACUCAUGUAUCAUGCACAUCAAAUUGAUCCAACUCAAGAGUACGAGGAGCGCGAAAGAGUUGAGGGAUGGGAAUUGACACCGUAUAAAUGCCUUGAGUGUGCCUACCAUGCUGUAUUACGGGAGCGUCGUGUCAAUGCAGGAUCCAGUACUGCUUGUUUGAUCAGUAUCAACUCCUCGUCGGGUGUGUUGCGAGCGGCGAAUCUUGGUGACAGCGGGUUUUUAAUCAUCCGAUCGUCUUCGGUUAUAUAUCGACAACCACCCCAAACUCAUUUCUUUCAAUUGCCCAUACUCACGAAAUUGCCGUCAAACAUGGCAGAAUCCGAUCACUUGGCUGAUCACCCAAAUCAGGCUGCUCAGUAUGAGACCAAACUCAGGGAUGGGGACAUUAUCAUCGCAUUCACUGAUGGAUUAUCUGACAAUGUCUUUACGUCCGACCUUGUCGCCAUCUGCUCUUUUGUAGCACGCUCAGGUGGCUCUGAAGAUGCCCAGGCGCAGAUGAUGGCAAACCACAUUGUUGAGUAUGCACAAGUACGCAUGCGGGAUCGGAAGAAAAUGAGCCCGUUUUCACGUGAAGCUUUGCGGGAGGGGCUUUAUUACCGAGGAGGGGUGCCUUUAGUGCGCGAGACAGUAUGAGCGCGACCUCCAUUGAAGAUCACCCAUGAACAAUCGACGCAACAACCGAUAUCAUCUAUUACUAAUUACACAGCGCCAUUCUUAUCUCUUACAAUAUCAUGAGGACUUGCAUUUGUUGUACAUAGUACAAGAUUGUCUCGGGUCACGCAGUUUUUGGUGGCAGGCUUCGCGCGAUGAUAAAGUAGCGUGCAAGUUAGAGUAUGCACCAUGCAAUUUCAGCAUAAUGACUCAAUUGAAUAGUACAUAUGAUCAUCGAUCACCCAGCGAUCCGUCACCAACUCGUGGCAUCAUACCGCCACAUGUGCUUUAACGGACUUUGAUCACCACUCAUGUAUUCAAUUGGACAACUCAUUGGACUUCGCAAUUUCUUAGUCAAUCCUGUACAUAGCAUUAGUAGCGGU
Suillus paluster is the source of this 1496-nucleotide messenger RNA. Its product is annotated as phosphatase 2C-like domain-containing protein. Lineage: Eukaryota; Fungi; Basidiomycota; Agaricomycetes; Boletales; Suillaceae. Bases 52 to 1095 code for a protein of 347 amino acids. The record is from RefSeq and is a predicted model, not a curated record. The transcript is spliced from 10 exons.